Helianthus annuus (common sunflower) is the source of this 1479-nucleotide messenger RNA. RefSeq lists its product as uncharacterized. Lineage: Eukaryota; Viridiplantae; Streptophyta; Magnoliopsida; Asterales; Asteraceae. The transcript is spliced from 3 exons. Bases 261 to 1283 code for a protein of 340 amino acids. Gene Ontology annotation, biological process: response to red or far red light; negative gravitropism. The record is from RefSeq and is a predicted model, not a curated record.
AAGAAAAUUGAAAUUUCAAACCCCUCACCUUUUAUGUAAUAACUAACAAUAAAACCUUUCCUAAAUCCUUUUCCUUUUCCUAUUAUCUAAAGGGUGGUGUGGAGGGAGAUGUUGACGACACCACACAAGAAAACUAAAAUUUAGAGAAACGCAAUCAUCAAUCAAGAAAUCAAAAUCAAAUCAUAUCAACAUCCACAACGCCGAUUGCUUCAUCCAUACCCUCCCAGAUUUCUUCAAUUCCAUUCAAAAAAAGAGAAGUGAUGGCAGGUGAAGAAGAUACCUUCAACUCUCAACUAACCCAAACACAAACCGUUUGGAAGGAGGAUUUGGAGCGAGGGCAAUCUCAAGUGGAUGAAUUACAAACAAAACUUUCCGAGGUUUCGUUAUGCGUGCAGGAAUCUAGUAAAGAUUCUAAAAAGGAGUUGGAGCUUCUUUGGAGAAGAGUAAAAACCGCAACGACAUUGUUAACGUAUUUGGAAUCAAAAGCAAGAAUAAUGACAAUUCCCCAUUUAGCCCUCACCUCUUGUGGCAUCAAACCAUCAGACGUCGAAGGCUUCAUCGAUAGAAGCGGUACACCGAUGUCUAACUGGUCAAACGAUGCAAACCUUCCUAACUUUGACUCUCGGGAGGUUGAAACAUUGAUCGCUAUUAAUAGUCAACACGGGUUUGUUGACGAACAAGACGGGUCGUACAUGGGGGAAAUACUGAACAGUGUGCAAACGGUUACGGAUGUGAUGGAGUUUCUCGUGAAAAGGGUACUUGUGGCUGAAUCUGAAACUAGUAGUGCGAAACAGAAAGUAAGUUCGGGUCAAGAAGAGAUUAAAAAGAAGGCGAUUCAGAUUGAAACAAUGUCUGAGAAGCUAGAUGAGAUGGAUCGCUUUGCAAUGGGUACGAAUUGUAUUUUGAAUGAGAUGAGACAGAGGGUUGAAGAUUUAGUUGAGGAAACGUCUAGACAGAGGCAACGUGCUGCUGAAAACGAACAGGAGCUUACUCGUGUCAAACAGGACUUUGAGUCGUUAAAAUCUUAUGUUAGUAGUCUCAUAAGUGUUAGAGAAACACUUGUUUCUUCAGAGAAGCAGUUUCAGACUAUCGAGAGGCUUUUUGAACGGUUAGUUGUGAAGACAACACAGCUGGAGAGUGAAAAGGUGCAGAAAGAAGCCGAAGUGCAAAAACUUUUGGAUGAGAACAUGAAACUGAGUGCUCUUCUUGACAAGAAAGAGGCCCAACUUUUAGCCAUGAACGAACAAUGCAAGGUAAUGGCGCUCAGCGCUUCCAACAUCUAAAAGAAUAUAUCGCUUUUAUUUGUCAAAUUCUUCUGAAAUUUCAAACUAAAAUGGUCAUGCUGAGUGGUAAUCUGGAUUUCUGUGUUGUGAAAUGUAAUGUGAAGAAGAUGAUGAUCCUACAUUUGAAUUGAAAUUGGAUAUUUGAAUCCAUGUGAUUUGAAUGUGUUAUAACAACUUUUGGUAGUUUCAUGGUUUU